Vanderwaltozyma polyspora DSM 70294 is the source of this 1317-nucleotide messenger RNA. RefSeq lists its product as uncharacterized. Lineage: Eukaryota; Fungi; Ascomycota; Saccharomycetes; Saccharomycetales; Saccharomycetaceae. The transcript has a single exon. The record is from RefSeq and is a predicted model, not a curated record. The coding region runs from base 1 to 1317 and encodes 438 amino acids.
AUGAUGGAUACUGUAGCUACUGGCAGUGGCAUUAGUAUUUUAAGCUCACCUUUUAAAAAUAAUUAUACUACUAAUUUGAUUAGAAAUGAACGACAGCAACAUACUGGUGAUGACGAGAAUACACUGAAAAGGUAUAAAACUACAUUGUCCAAAUUAAACGAAUUAGUAGUGGGAAAUACAGCAAUUGAUAAUAAUAAUAGUAAUAGUAAUAAUAACAACAACAAUAAUAAUUUAAAUAAUUUAAAUAAAAAUCAACAACAGUCGUUGAGGUUUGGUUGUGGGAUAAUUACUGGUAAUAAAAAAUCGGUAAAUUUGUUUGGUACCACUGUUAAUACUUUACAAAGGAAUAACUUAGAUAGGAAACCAAAGAACUCUUUAACAUCUCCAUUAUUUGACAUUUGGAAGACAGAAAAUGUUAAAAGUAUUAGAAAUAUUUCAAAAUCUGAUAUUAUUAAAAAAUUGGAAAUUUUAAAUGAACAUAAGUUUUGUAAUAAUAUGAUUCAUAAUAAUGAAUUUGCAAACCAUCCAAAUCUACAAUUCAAUCAACACAGCGAAUUUGAUCUACAAGAAUAUAAUUCUUUUGAUUUUUAUAGCCCAAUGAUUUCCAGAGGUAGUGUGACACCAUCAUUUAAUAGAGAUCAAAGCAAUAUUUCAAGUGGAACGACAAUGUUCGAAUAUGAAUUAAACAGUAAUAUUAGCAAGAUGAGGAUCAACCAAGAAUUUGAAUCAUUUGAGUUUAAUGUAAAGAAAUUGGAAAAUGAUAUAAUUAAAAUUAAAAACCAAAGUAGAAAAUUACUGGCGUCCAGCAAUCGUUUAGAUUCACAAAUAAGAAUUAAUUUGAGCAGAAGGGAUUCGAUAGAGCAUAGUUAUCCCGAGACAGCAACUGAUAUUGAUAAUGAUGAUUAUUCUAGCGAUUAUAAUUAUAUGGAUUCUAAUCCAAGUUACGAAAAAGAUUUGAAAUUAAAAGUACUUCAACUGCAUAAAAAACUAGAGUUAUACAAAAGAACAAUUAGAAAUUAUUCCAAUCGAGACGUUAAUUCUCUUGAUGAUAGCGUAAGUAGCAAAAACCCUACUAGAAGGAGACAUAUCAUUUCAAAGUUGUCACACAGCGAAUUAUUAGAAGUUGAUGGUAACUCUAAUGAAAGAGAAGAAGAAGACGAUGAUGAUUAUUUUGAUUCCUCUUCAAUUAAUGAAUUAACAUUUGAAAAUUUGAAAUUGCAAGAAACACUACACAGGAAAAGGGAUAUAGAUAUAUCUAGAUUCGGUAGCUCUAGUAGAUCUGGAUUUCAGUUACAUUUACAAAUCCAAAAGGAAUGA